CCCUGCAUCGCAUCCAAACCGAGUGGAUGGCUGGAGAUCUCCCUCUCUUAGGUUCGGAUUUUCCCACCUUUAAGCAGCCCAAACCCUGAUCUGAGCGAAUCUGAGGGCACCGCGCGUGUCCUAAUUGUCACUGGGAGUGGUUUCCAGGGGUACAGAGGUCAUUUGGAGGGAGAGAGGAAAUGGAGUGCGAGAAAAGGCCAUGAGGUAGGCCGGGGAAGGAGAGCCCGCUCUUUCCAAUUCCAGGUAAUCAUCUCUCGCAGCAGCCGGAGGAGAAGCUCAGGAAGGAAGGAAGAGAAAAAGGGGGAGAGAGAGAAAGAGAGAAAGGGAGCAGAGCAGUUCUUAUUUUUGAAAUAUUAUACAUUUCUUUUCUUUUUCUCCGACCGACGAGACGACAGACGGAGAUCUAGGAGAGGAGGGAAGAGAGGGAGACUCGCCCGCCUUGUCGUCAACACGUCUUUAUUCCGGUGACCGGCUGGAUAGAUAGAAAGAAAGAAAGCCGAGAAGGAAAAAGAGAAGAAAAAUCGGAACUUUGUCCAACCACUCCGUUUUCUCUCUCCUUUUCUCUGGUGGUUGUUGCUCGUCCGUCCGUCCGUCUGGUAUAUGCAUGGAGGCGAGGGAAAGCGUCGUGGCGAGCGGGCCUUCUGAAGUUGGAGGAGGAAAUGGAGUGAAGGACUCUCCGUCUUCGACCCCAUCGCCAUCUCCGACUCCGUCCCCGCCAGCUGCCUCGGGCGCGGUCGGGAUGGGAGCUGUGGUGCCGCCGCCGCCGCUGGGCAUGGAAAUGGAGGCGGGCGUGGGGGUGGGGAUGGGGAGCGGCCCCUGCGAGGACCUUGCCCGGAAGAAGAGGGGGAGGCCCCGGAAGUACGGGCCCGACGGGAGCAGCAUGGCCCUGGCGCUCUCUCCAACCUCCUCCUUCUCCCCUUUCUCUCCCGUCGGCGUCGACUUCUCUUGCAAACGGGGUAGAGGGCGGCCACCAGGCUCCGGCAAGCGCCAGCUCCUUGCAGCUCUCGGGGAUUGGUUUGCGUACUCUGCUGGAGGGAAUUUCACACCGCAUGUCGUGACCAUAGCCACAGGGGAGGAUGUUGCUUCGACGAUACUCUCCUUCUCCCAAAAGGGCCCCCGGGCGAUUUGCAUUCUCUCUGCAAAUGGAGCUAUCUCCAAUGUCACUCUGCGACAGCCAGGUUCUUCUGGCGGCACCUUGACAUAUGAGGGUCGCUUUGAGAUUCUAUCUUUAUCUGGCUCCUUCACGGUCACAGAAACUGGUGGUGUACGCAGUAGAACUGGUGGGAUCAGUGUCUCGCUUGCUGGCCCCGACGGUCGCGUGGUUGGUGGAGGAGUUGCCGGAUUACUGCUUGCUGCCAGUCCAAUUCAAGUGGUGGUCGGGAGCUUCCUGCCAAACACUUUCAAGGAGCACAGAAGGAAGGCUACCCCGGAAUCGACGUUCUCGCCGAUUCCAACAUCUACUACUGGAGUACUCACAGCAGCAAGGCCAAUUUCUCAGGCAACUCCUGAUGAUGACUGUGAAACCCCGACCUCAACGGUAGGUGGGCAAAGCCGUGGAGAUGCGGAAAACAGCAUGAGCAAUAUUAACCCCACAAACACGAACUCCUCUUCUUUCCGGAUGGCGGCGGCGGCCGGUUGGCAUAAUGGUCUGCAGUCAUCGGAGCACAAACCUUCUCCUGAUAUUAACAUAUGCUUACCCGCGGAGUAGAAUCAAGAUAGCUGUCUUAAUUUCACUCCUAACGCUGCUAGCAUAUUUACUGUUCUAACAUGCAGGGUGAUGCUUUUCUCCGUUAGGUGUUAGGCGAGGGUUAGGUUUUCGAUAAAUUUUUUUUUUUCCAAUUAAUGUUUUACGUCUGUAACCGUAUACCUAAAAUUCUCCGGGUGUCUGUUGUUGUUGUUGUUGUUCGUUCUUUUGUUAUUUAUCUAAUGGUAGCUUGAGGGGACCGGUGAUUUGUCGAUGGAUCUGCUUCUCCAGUGGUGAAAGGUUAUGCAUUAGAU
Elaeis guineensis (African oil palm) is the source of this 1998-nucleotide messenger RNA. RefSeq names its product AT-hook motif nuclear-localized protein 2. NCBI's taxonomy places the organism in Eukaryota, Viridiplantae, Streptophyta, Magnoliopsida, Arecales, Arecaceae. The record is from RefSeq and is a predicted model, not a curated record. Gene Ontology annotation, molecular function: minor groove of adenine-thymine-rich DNA binding.